CGUGUCAGUGUCGCGCGCUCCACGCAAAAUGGCGGACGUUCUAGCAUCAGAAUAUGCGCUAUCAAAAUCCAGUGAACAUUCCAACUACAACGAAGUUAAAGAAAGUUACUUGAAACAAGUAAAAAUGUAUUACGCGAACAGAAAGUUACCUGUAAUGUCACCAUUUACACGGGAAGUCGUGGAUAGAAUAAAAAAGCUUCUAAAAGAGAGGCAGUUUUUGAUGUCAGUAGGACGUCCUUCGGAGCAUGUGAAGUAUAAAGUUGCACACAAAUACGAAGUUAUCGAACAAAAUGGUGAAGACAUAUUAAUUUGUAAAAGAUUACUGCCGGAUGAUCCUAUCGUUCAAAUCGUACCAGCGGAAGACUGUUUUGACAUUUUGGUCGAUGCUCAUUUAGAGACUAAUCACGGGGGUAAAGAGAAAAUGUUGAGGGCAAUAAAAAAAGGCAAAUACGUCGUGCCAAAGACAAGCAUCGAUUUUUUAUUAGUCGUUUGUAAAGUUUGCAACCUCAACGGUAGAACAAAGCGACGAGCUGAUGAAAGGAUUCCUCAAAUAUUUAAUUCUAGAGGGCAAGUAAGUUUAGUAGACAUGACUGAAGAGCCAGAUAAUCAAUUUAAACAUAUUCUGUGUUAUAUAGACCGGUUCACAAGUUUCAUGCUUUUACGACCACUCAUGACGGACACUGUACAAGAGACGGCCAUGGAAUUAUUGAAGAUAUUCUUUGAUUUUGGGCCACCAGAUAAACUAGAGACGUACAAUAGACCCUUCUUUAACCAAGUAAUGAGCAUAAUAAACACUGCACACAGUAAAUUUAAUAUUAAUCUGGUGUUGCCAGUGAAAAUACCAGUUAUUACUCCGGUAGAUGUAAAAGGAAUGCUUCGAAAAUGGCAAACUGAGACUGGUAGUAGCAAUUGGGCUAUGGGAUGUUAUAUGGUUCAAUGGAAUAAUAACUCUGAAAUGAAUAUCAAUAAACUAGCGCCAUAUUUCUCUGUAUUUAAACGUUCGUUUGUUGGAAAAGGUAAAGAAGAUAAACGACAAGGAAACGAGAAGCCUUGGGAAAAUAGGUUAAAUACCAAAAGCGCUACUGUCUCUGCUCCUAGUCUAACCUCUAGAGAUGAUAAUAGUCAAUCAAGUUCUUCCACAAUACUAGAUGGUGAUAGUGUAGAAGUGUUAAUUGUGCAUCAAGAGAAUGGCUUCAGCGAAAAUGAUGAAGAUUGUUUGAUAACGAUAACCGAGGCCCCUAAUGAAUCUGAAUCAACACUACCUUUAACAACUGUAUCCUUUUCGAAUAAACAACGUAAUUAUAUACCUAAUAUACUUAAAAAGAAGCAUCUGGAAGACAGUAGUCAUAACAACGUGUUUAAUGUGAAUGAGCCGCUGCUUGUUUUAUCGCCAUUUAAAAAUAUUGCAAAUGCAAAAAAUAAUAAUCGUAUUUUAAAAGAGCAGAAGCAAGAUGAAAGCAAAAAUUCGUCAAAACCUUCGAACAAAAGGUGCCAUGUUUGUAAAACUAGAAUAAAGAAAGCCUACAUAUGUACUAAAUGUAAUAGAAAUGUGCAUUUAUUCUGUUCUGAUAGAUUAUUACAACCUUACAUAUCCUCAGACGUUUUAAGUGUAAUAUGUACCUCCUGUACGCUCACAAAGAGGAAUGAAAAGACGAAACGCAAAUACGACGAGAUUGAUAACGAUAAAUCUAAUAUUAUAACAAUUAAAGAUUGAAAUAAUCAGAAAUUAAAUUGGCAUCCAAAGAAAAAUAAAGAAGUAGAAGAUGUGAGAAUUUGUUUUUUUUUUAUGAAUGUUUCUACCUAAGAAUGAAAAUGUAUUGCGUCCUGUCCUAUCUACACAUUCCUUAAUGUUCGAUGGCGGAUCGAACAAAAAUAAUGGUCACCCCUACUUUUAAAUCACACUGUUCUAUGUAAUACAAGAAUGAUAUGGAGCGUAGCGCGUGCGUCGACGACUAGGAAGCAACUAAUUCCAUCUCUUUCUCUCUCGCGAUAACCCCCGCGCCGCGACGUUGCCGCUCCGACUGAGCAUUCCGCCUGACAACAAGCCUAUGCGAUUAGCAAAUUGCAAGGAAACGCUUCACAACGUUAUCUAGUAUAACUGGAUCCCGAGAUGUAUAACAGCUAUGAAUUGUGAACGUAUGAGUUAUACUGGUCAUUGGGCAUCUUGACUUGUCAUAGCGUUAUAAAUAGGCCUGCGCUGUGUAAUUGUUUGCGCGAGCGCAGAAGAGCGAAGCGCCUUAAAUACAAGUGUAACCUGACCUUCAAAUCUCUAACGAUUGUGCAUAAUCCAAGAGCGCUCUUAGAUUGGUUUUUGCGCAUUCGGGUCGUACGAGCCCAAUAAACGUUUGGAAUGACAAUGCUGAACAAACUUAUCUUUGUGAAUGUGAGAAACAAUGUCCCCACCGUUGAUGACACAGUAAAGUUUGUAUUCGAUUUACAAAUUCUCUCGAUUAAGAUUAAGUAGUACGUAAUUGUACGGACCGCGAGUGAAUGAAACUGUUGCAUGUGUUAAUGUGGUAUAUAAUUUGUUACGAAUUUGUUAGUACAACUUAGUUUAGUACUUAGUUAGUACGUUCUAAUAGUUGUCAAUACUAAAUUGAACGUUCAAGUAGAAAAUAGUGAAUUGACCCAAACAUUUAUUGCGUUCGAUCUGUUGAAUAAUAAGUUUGAUUCUCUUA
Cydia pomonella (codling moth) is the source of this 2678-nucleotide messenger RNA. RefSeq names its product KRAB-A domain-containing protein 2-like. The transcript has a single exon. The coding region runs from base 29 to 1714 and encodes 561 amino acids. The record is from RefSeq and is a predicted model, not a curated record. NCBI's taxonomy places the organism in Eukaryota, Metazoa, Arthropoda, Insecta, Lepidoptera, Tortricidae.